CACUUGUUAUUCAACUGUACACACUCUCUAGUUACCUAUUGAGAUCAUCACCAUUAAAACCCCCCAACCUCCCCCAAAAAUUAAAACCCUAAUUUUGUCAAAAAAAAUUUAAUAGAUUCAUGUGAAUUCACUGGCCAACUUCCACCAAUUCAUAAACCUUUAAAAGGGGUUAAAAACUUCCCCAUUAUUUUCUUUCCUUAAAUUAUCUUUCUUCAACCUCUUCAAAACCCCUCAUUUCCAGAUCUAAUCAGUUACAAAAAUGGCAAGUUUUACUCCUUGGAUUGUUGUUUUCUCUCUAAUAUUGCUGUUCUUCAAUUCCAACAAAUUCAAGCUUACCCAUGCAAAUGAAUUGUGUUCUUCAUCAUCUGGGAAUAUGACAAAUGCAAUUGAAGAACAGGGGAUGAAAUUAUACCCAUUGAUUGAUAAAUCAAAAGUGGAGAAGAUGUUGAUGAUGAAUGAAACAAGAAGAAAACUUGGAAGUUUCCAGAUUUGUGCACCUUGCACUUGUUGUGGUGCUAAAGGUUAUUGCUUACCUUCACCUUGUUGCUAUGCUAUCAAUUGCAACAUUCCAAAUAGACCCUUUGGAUUCUGUUCUUUCACCCCUAAAGUUUGUAAUUGCUUUGGAUGCCACAUUUGAAACCCCCCAAGGGGCCCGGCUUAAGCCGGAAUUAGUCGAAGUCUAGUAGGCUCGCUUAUUCCGGAAUUAGUCGAAGUCUAAUAAGCUCGCUUAAAUCGGAAUUAGUCAGAGUCUAGUAGGCUCUGGAUUGCGCCUAAUUUUCCUAAAAAGGGAAACAAAUUCCACUCCUUAAUUUUGGAGGGUCUGAAAAAUAUGGAUGAAUCCUGUUGGGAAAGUGUGAAUGGGAAGAAUAUCUGUUCUUGCUCUGUUUUUUUUUUUUUUUUUUUUACCAAUUUAUGUUUAUUAUGAUCAUUGUUAAUUUUUUUUUUACUGGGACAGCUAUUUCCAGGUAAGGUUUUGCUACUUCUUAUGAUUUUUGUCAGUUUUAUCUGAUCAAUUUCUUGGGAAUCGUGAAAAAAACAAAAAAUUUGACCCCAAAAAAAAGUUUGGUUUGGUUUUUUUUAAUUGGAAGUAGCAAAAGUUUGCAUGGAAAAAGCAGUGACCCGAAGAUUUAGCUCUAGAUUAGAUUUAUGUUGCAUAGUGGAGAUUGUGAUUAAUGUAAUUGAGGAUUAUACAAGCUUAUUAUAUUUGUUUAUCUAUUUAUUUUAAUGUUAAGAAUCUUUGUUAGUGGACUAAAAAGAAGAUUGAUUGUAAUUAUGAAGUCUCAUUUUAGUAGACCUUUCUUUUGUUUUCUCUCCAA
This is a messenger RNA of Spinacia oleracea (spinach), 1316 nucleotides long. RefSeq lists its product as uncharacterized. The transcript is spliced from 2 exons. The record is from RefSeq and is a predicted model, not a curated record. The coding region runs from base 260 to 637 and encodes 125 amino acids. Lineage: Eukaryota; Viridiplantae; Streptophyta; Magnoliopsida; Caryophyllales; Amaranthaceae.